AUGAAGGCAGCUUGUUUGGCCUACUCUCCACGCUUUACCCCAACCAACCAGUCCCAGCUCUGGCUCAAGUCGCGGCUGGCUGAAGCUGACCUGGCUCUGCAGAUUAAUGCACCCAGUAUCUACGUGGAUUCCCUCAAGCUGAGUGCGGUGACAGGGAAGGCAGCAUCGGCACUGCCUCACCCUCUGUGGCUUCUCUGGGAUGACUCGACCCUUGCCAACGUAACAAUGUCGCCCUUGAUGGACCGCAUUAUGGCUGGGCCUCUCCCAACUGACCUUCGCUCCACGAUUGAGUACCUUCGCGAACGGGCCGCCUCGGUUGUCACCUCUCUUCCCACUCGCCUCUAA
This is a messenger RNA of Phytophthora infestans T30-4, 345 nucleotides long. RefSeq lists its product as uncharacterized. The transcript has 2 exons. Bases 1 to 345 code for a protein of 114 amino acids. The record is from RefSeq and is a predicted model, not a curated record. Lineage: Eukaryota; Oomycota; Peronosporomycetes; Peronosporales; Peronosporaceae.